AUGUGAAUGAUAGGCUCGAAGAAGCAGCAAGAAGAGAAGAAUCUUAUCCACAAACUACCAAGAAGGAGAAGAUCGAAGUCUCACCUUUGAGAAACACCACAACAAACACUACACAACAUACAAAAGCAGUAACCAGAGGAAAAAUGGCUAGUGUUUUUUCUGCAUGUUCAGGUUCUGCUCUUCUCUUUCACACCAAAUGCUUCUUCCCCUCUGCAGCCAAAGGGCCACCCCUUCACCUCAAUAGGCCCCAUCUCUCUGCUGCCAACUGUGUGGCUUCUUUAGGGACCGAGAUAUCAGUGCCUCCAGCAGUUGACACUUUCUGGCAGUGGCUCAAGGAAGAAGGUGUUGUCUCUGCCAAGACCCCAGUGAAGCCUGGAGUGGUGCCAGAAGGCCUAGGACUGGUUGCACUCAAAGAUAUUUCUAGGAAUGAGGUUGUUUUGCAGGUCCCCAAGAGGCUCUGGAUUAACCCUGAUGCUGUGGCAGCUUCAGAGAUUGGGAAAGUGUGUAGUGGAUUGAAGCCUUGGUUGGCUGUUGCACUGUUUUUGAUAAGAGAGAGGUCAAGGGCUGAUUCUAUUUGGAAGCACUACUUUGCUGUUCUGCCAAAGGAAACUGACUCUACUAUAUAUUGGUCAGAGGAGGAGCUCACAGAGUUGCAAGGGACUCAACUUCUAAACACAACACUGAGUGUGAAAGAGUAUGUGCAGAAUGAAUUUAGGAGAUUGGAAGAAGAAAUUAUACUCCCUAACAAAAACCUUUUCCCUUCCCCUAUUACACUUGAUGACUUCUUCUGGGCGUUUGGAAUUCUAAGAUCAAGGGCUUUUUCUCGACUUCGCAAUGAAAAUCUAGUUGUGAUUCCCCUAGCUGACUUGAUAAACCAUAGUGCCAGAGUAACUACAGAAGAUCAUGCUUAUGAAAUUAAAGGAGCAGCAGGCCUAUUCUCCUGGGAUUACCUAUUUUCCCUUAGGAGCCCCCUUUCUCUCAAGGCUGGAGAUCAGGUAUAUAUCCAAUAUGAUUUAAACAAAAGCAACGCUGAGUUGGCUUUGGACUACGGUUUCAUUGAACCAAAUGCAGAUCGGAAUGCAUAUACAUUGACACUGCAGAUAUCUGAGUCAGACCCCUUUUAUGAUGACAAACUAGACAUUGCUGAGUCUAGUGGUUUUGGUGAGAAAGCAUACUUUGACAUCUUCCACAACCAGCCCCUUCCACCAGGGUUGCUUCCAUAUCUGAGACUAGUAGCUGUUGGGGGCACUGAUGCAUUCCUAUUGGAGUCACUGUUUAGAAACUCCAUCUGGGGCCAUCUUGAAGUGCCUGUGAGCCGUGACAAUGAAGAGCUAAUAUGUAGAGUGGUUAGAGAGACCUGCAAAACUGCACUCGCUGGUUAUCAUACAACCAUUGAAGAGGAUCAAAAGUUGAAAGAAACAAAGCUAGAUUCAAGACUUGCUAUAGCAGUUGGAAUCAGAGAAGGGGAGAAGAAGCUCCUGCAGCAAAUUGAUGAGAUUUUCAAGGAGAAAGAAUUGGAAUUGGACCAGUUAGAAUAUUAUCAAGAAAGGAGGCUCAAGGACCUCGGACUUUGCGGGGAAAAUGGUGAUAUCCUUGGUGACCUUGGAAAAUUCUUCUAGGAAGCAGAAGCAAUUGCACCCGUUAAGGACACGCUUUUGUCUUCAUUUUCAAAGGACGAGAAAACAUUACAUCUUGGUAACUCACAAAAGGAGGCUUCCAAGACAAAUCCAUGUUCAAUUGAUCUUUGAAGAGUAUCAGAAUCAAGUUUUUGACUCCCCCUUUAUAACAACCUAUUACUUUAUUGUUUGUAAAAGAGGAAGAUGUAAUGAACUUUAGAAUGCCUGAUCCGAAUUUAAGGUUGUGACAUGAAACUAUUGUUAUAUAUAACUACACUGUACUCAAAUUUGGAAAAAUAAAUAAAUAAAUAAAUAGAUUGAGAGUGAAAUUGAAGAUAAAUCA
Molecule: messenger RNA, 1959 nt
Organism: Cajanus cajan (pigeon pea)
Lineage: Eukaryota; Viridiplantae; Streptophyta; Magnoliopsida; Fabales; Fabaceae
Gene: LSMT-L
Product: Rubisco methyltransferase family protein
Biological process (GO): peptidyl-lysine monomethylation
Cellular component (GO): chloroplast
Molecular function (GO): [ribulose-bisphosphate carboxylase]-lysine N-methyltransferase activity; protein-lysine N-methyltransferase activity; protein binding
Source: RefSeq, a predicted model, not a curated record